Molecule: messenger RNA, 1137 nt
Organism: Wickerhamiella sorbophila
Lineage: Eukaryota; Fungi; Ascomycota; Dipodascomycetes; Dipodascales; Trichomonascaceae
Product: RNA exonuclease NGL2
Exons: 1
Coding region: 1-1137 (378 amino acids)
Molecular function (GO): poly(A)-specific ribonuclease activity
Source: RefSeq, a predicted model, not a curated record
AUGUCGAAUAUAUCCUUUCUUCCGAGACAGCUACUGCCUGUUGAAAAUGGGUCCGGGGACUUGAAGAUUAUGACAUAUAACACGCUUGCUCAAUCGUUGAUCCGUAGAUCCCGGUAUCCUACCAAUGGUAAUGCGGUAAAAUGGGGUCCUCGGAGUAAAGCCCUUGAAGAACAGAUCAAGGCGUACUCCCCAGAUAUUUUAGCUCUCCAAGAAGUCGAUUCUGCAUCUCUCAGCUUUUGGAACGCCAUAAUGGAGUCAAUGGGACUGGACGGAUGCUUUUACUGCUCUCCGGGAAAACGGCACGGACUCUAUCUAGCAUGGCGUAAGUCUUUAUAUCAACAGCAUGGAAAACGAACAGUUACCUAUGAUCGAUCAAAAUUACAGAUCCCGCGACAAGUGGAUACAGGUAAUGUUGGUCUUUUGGUCAGUUUGAAAUCAACUUCAAGCAAUGCUGCAUUACCACCUCUGGUUCUGGCAACCACCCACCUCUAUUGGCACCCUAUGGCGAGCUUUGAAAGGGCCCGCCAGCUUCAUGGGUUAUUCGAGGCGACCCAACAAUUCGCAAAAGAGGUAGAUGGAGCCCCCAAACUAGUGGUGCUCGGUGAUUUCAACUUUGAACCGUUCGAUCCCCCGUACCUUCUUGCCAGAGGCCUGCAUCUCAAUGAUCGAGCUACCGAAAUUCUGCAGAAAAGCACUACGCACUCGGAUUUUGGUGCUGCGCCGCCGAUCAAUUUACCAGAGCAGCCAGAAGUACAUGUAAAUGCUAGGCCUCCUGUACCUACGCUCCUAGACCUUGAAAAUCAAUCUGCAUUGGAGAUCCUGCAGACAGCCUAUGCAGCCUUGAACGUUCAGGUCGUCAGCGCCUAUGGCAGGUAUCAUGAGGUACAUCCGGAAAACUCAGGAGCCAAUGGAGAGCCACGGUACACGAAUUGGGCAGAUGACUUCCAGGGAACACUGGACUAUAUUUUCUUUCUGAAAUGGAAGCAUGAACCGGUGGAAAAAGAUCCGGUUAUCAUUCACGAGCUGUUGAGAAUUCCUGAAGAGGCUGAGCUUGGGCCAAUGCCCAAUUCCUUGCCCCGAAGAGCAUUGAACCCCAGCGAUCACUUUGCCUUGUUAGCUAGCGUAUCGUGGAACUGA